AUGACCCAAAGUACAAAGGAUAAGGACACAUCUAAGACAGGCUAUGUACAGUCUUUGCUCUCACCACCAGGAGUACACCCUUCUGCAGGUAGUUCUAGAAAGAAGUCAGUUCCGGAUACAAGCAACAAACCAAGUCGAAUGCGUAAAUGCAGCUUGAUAAGAGAAGAAUCAUCAGAGACUUCGAUUUGUAAAGAAGAGUUUAUGGAAGUAGAGGUUGAACCCAGGCCAGUGAAGUCAAUGGAAAAUCUGCUUGAUAUAAUUGAUGAACCUACAUCUUCUACGCCUAUUUUGAAGGUAACUUCACCAAGUCAUGAUCAGCCUAAAAGAACUUUGAAAUCUGUAUGUAGUUCACCUCAGUUACUAAAUCAGAUAUUUGAAGAAAAUGAAUCUGAUGAUGAAGAUGAUAUUGUACCCUCAAAAUUUCCUACAAAUGCCAUGUUUGUCAAACACAGUGGUAUUGCUUCACCUGAAAUACUACGAAAAUAUGAACAAAGAACAAAAAGACGAGGAGCUGGUCAACGUGGUACAAGCUGCAGCAGCUCAGAUGCUAGUGACAAUGAUGAAGCUGAAGGCAGAUCAAGGAAAGAUAAACUAAAGCAUAAGUUUGCUCACAGAAGAGACAGUAGUGAUCAUUCUAGUGAUACUGAUGGGCCUAGUGGACAUGGUGGUAACUAUGGCAGUGGUGCCAGAUUUAAUGGUGGAGGAGGUAGUAGUGGUGGAGGAGGUUCUGGACCUCCUAAUUCUCAGGAUAAAGAUGAUAGAAAUUCAAAUCGAAAGGAUAAUAGUGGUGGGAAAUCUAAAGGACAUAGACAAAAUCAUAUCGGACAUAAUCUUGAUGUCAAUAUGAAAGUGCUGACUAAUAGACUAAGUCAAAUUAGUGCUAAAUCAGUGUCGACUCAUAAUGGAAAUUGUAGUCACAGUCCUCAGAAUUUAAAUAGUCAAAAUACAGUCAGUCAAAGUUCUUUCACAUCUUUAGCCAGUCAUUAUAUUGGACAUACUGAUACAGAGUCAAUGAUGGAGAUACAGUCAAGAGCUUUUAGUGAUAUUGGACAAGAGUAUGAACCAGUAGAGAAGAAGUCUCUAUGUACUGAUGACUGUCAAUUGAAUGGUAGUUUAAAAUCUACUAAUAAAAUACUAACUGAUAUUAACAGUAAUGGUAUACAACCAACAUAUUGUAAACCAGACUUAUCACAGUGUAUUGUAGUACCUAGUGUAGAAUCUAAAUGUUGCUCUGUCGUCUAACUUUCUGUCGUUUUAUUUUAUGCUCAAUUCUUUCCUUGCUCUUUAUUAUUUCUCAUUCAUGUUUCAAGACUUAUCAGUUUCAGUGCCCAUUUUAUUCAUCUUGCUUAUAAAUUUGUGAUAAUCUUUUUAAUAACUUCAUAACACUAAUUACGGAAUGUAAUGACACUAUCAAAAAAUUUUAUCAUUUCAAAAUCAUGCUUUUAAUUUUCCAAACAUUUCAUUAUUUUUAUUGUAUAAUAGUCUUUUAACUUUCAUUUAAAUCAUCAGGAUUUUUUUUACAUUUCCAUAUGAUUUAUACACAUAGGUUCAUGCAUGCUAUUCAGAUAAGCGACUAUACAGAUUGUUGCACUCUUCCAUAUUUGAAUGAAGCUUAAGCUUUUAUAUUUUGGCGCCAUUGAAAAUAUUACUUUCUGAAAACUAGUCAAUCUGUUAUGAAGCUCAUGUUGGAUGAAAACUUUCAGUAAGAGUUUAAUGUGAACUGUAGAUGUGUGUAAUGGAUAUUUUUAUCAAUGUUGACGAAAUAACUGCUGGGUUUGAGAAUAUAUUGUUAAAUUAAAAAGGCAAUUUUUAUAAAAUAUUUGUACCAUUUCGAUUUCCUGAAGUCUCCAAGAAUCUUAAACAGAUAAUACCUCACCAUUACAAGUACCAGGCAAGUCAAAUGGUCUUUAUGAAGUCUAAAUCUGGUUACAUUCAUUCUUUAUUACUGUAACCACAAAUAUCUUCUGGGAAAUCCAAAUGGUGCCAGUAGAAAGUUGUAAGUGUUCCCUAUUAUUCAAAGGUAAAAAUCCUCUUUUAGGUCCCUGUAAUAUUUUCAGUUCAGGCCUUUGUUUCUCAAAAAUUAUCCAAUAGUGAGGAACUUUACUAAAUAAAAAUUAAUCUGCAGAAACAGGGUCAGCCAUCUUUAAGAUGGGAUCUUAUGAAUAGUUGCUGAAUUGGAGAGAAAUACAUGGUAUUAAACCUGU
This is a messenger RNA of Lottia gigantea (owl limpet), 2204 nucleotides long. RefSeq lists its product as hypothetical. The transcript has a single exon. Lineage: Eukaryota; Metazoa; Mollusca; Gastropoda; Lottiidae. The record is from RefSeq and is a predicted model, not a curated record. The coding region runs from base 1 to 1242 and encodes 413 amino acids.